AUGGAAGAUCAACAACAUGCAGAGGAUAUUGCCACGCAUGGUCCAUCGAAUGCCCAAGAGGAUACCAGCCAGAAAGAAAAAUUUGCUUCCCCUUUGCCAAUAAGCAAUAAAACUGCAAAAUCAAAUGAACCAUCUACUGCGUCGAAUGAAACCGCAGUUGCAUCCACUUGCAAUGAUUCCACUUCCCACCAUGUUAGCAAAGAAAAUAAUAAAUCGUCUCUAACCAGGGAUAAAAUCAUCAAAAAUAUCCCUUAUGACGAACCAAUUUGGAGUGGAAUAGCUGAUAAAAAUUAUACUUUAGAGGUGUUAAAGAAUGGAUGUAUUGUGGAUAUUUGGAAGUUAAAUGAUAAAGCUUAUUAUAUAUUUGGUCGUUCACCUGUAUGCGACUUUGUUCUGGAUCAUCCUUCUGUUUCUCGAUGUCAUGCAGUCUUACAAUUUCACAAAUAUAAUCAUGAUGACGCUGGUAAAGUUGGUUUUUACAUGUACGAUUUGGCUAGCACACAUGGAUCACAAAUAAAUAAAUCACCUGUCGAACCACGUCGUUAUUAUCGUUUGAGAGUGGGUCAUAUGAUAAAAUUUGGUAGUAGUUCUAGAGUUUAUAUUCUACAGGGCCCUAGCGAUGAUCAAGAGGAAGAAAUUUAUGUUUCUGAUAGUAGGAAAGCGGUAAAACAAAUAAUGAAUGCAGAAGAGGUCGAAGAAUGGAAACACAAACAGGAGAAAGACCGAAAGGGAGAUUCAAGAAAAGAGGACAAGAACGAUGUUACAUGGGGUAUUGGUAAGCUCAACCAUACAAUUAGUAGGAUGCAUUUAUAA
Messenger RNA from Trichoplax adhaerens, 813 nucleotides. RefSeq lists its product as uncharacterized. The coding region runs from base 1 to 813 and encodes 270 amino acids. NCBI's taxonomy places the organism in Eukaryota, Metazoa, Placozoa, Uniplacotomia, Trichoplacea, Trichoplacidae. The transcript has 2 exons. The record is from RefSeq and is a predicted model, not a curated record. Gene Ontology annotation, molecular function: mRNA binding; protein binding.